This is a messenger RNA of Striga asiatica, 1153 nucleotides long. The record is from the annotation of a GenBank genome assembly. NCBI's taxonomy places the organism in Eukaryota, Viridiplantae, Streptophyta, Magnoliopsida, Lamiales, Orobanchaceae.
AUCUCCAACCAUAUUUAUUUUAUCUACUCGGAAAAUAAUUGGUACUAGUAAUACCAUUUUACAGUGUCACAAAUUAGCGAUCGGCAGCAGAACCAAACACCGUACGAUGUCGUCUUCAUUCGCGGACUCGUUCGACCAGUACGGCGGCGAUUCACCGGCGGCCGGCGAGACUCACUUAUUCGGCGACGGACACCUCGACCCCGACUCGUUUUCCAACUUCGAUUCGGCUCCGGCCUACUCUCCGCCGCCGAUCUACGCAUCCGGGGGAGAAUUCGGCUCGGAUCCCGCGUAUUUGUCAUCGGAGACAAAUAAAAAUGGACCGAUCCUGCCUCCUCCUACAGAAAUGCAAUCCGAGGAGGGUUAUGCGCUCAGAGAAUGGAGAAGACAAAACGCGAUUCGAUUGGAGGAGAAGGAGAAAAGGGAGAAGGAAGUAUUGAGCAGAAUUGUUAAUGAUGCAGAGGAGUACAAGGUUGAGUUUCACCGAAAGAGGCAACUCACUUGUGAAACCAACAAAGCUACAAACCGGGAAAAGGAGAAAGUAUUUCUUACUGGCCAAGAGAAAUUCCAUGCUGAAGUCGACAAAGAUUACUGGAAAUCGAUAGCUGACCUAAUUCCAAGAGAAGUCGCUACAAUUGAGAAGAGAAAAGGCAAGAAAGAGCACGAGAAGAAAUCCACAAUAGCCGUGGUCCAAGGGCCUAAACCUGGAAAACCGACUGACUUAGCCAGAAUGCGCCAGAUUCUUGUUAAGCUCAAACAAAACACCCCACCCCACCUGAAAUCCUCUCCACCGCCAGCAACUGAUGCUAAUGCUGCUGCCCCAAAGGCGGCAACUACUCCACCUGUGGCUGUUGCGUGAUUGUGGUAGGUUUCAUGUGGCUUUUGGAUGUAUAAACAAUUGAUAUUUUUAAGACUUUUGGACAAGAGAUUAAGCGAUUUAGUGUUUGGUGGAUUUGUUGCAUGAAUAGUAGUAUCUAUGAAGUGAUUCAAGAACCAAUUACUUUGUUUUAAAUAUUUUGUGGGUCGAAGGGUUUGAUAGUGAAGCUCCCUUUAGAUUUUGCCGGAUUAUGAUAAAAACGGAAAAAAGGACAGUAGUUUAUUAUAUUAUACUAUACUUCCGUGACAUAUUCGACUUUAAGUUAUUUGGAAAUUUGGG